AUGGAUCCCGGGGGCUCUCUCAAUGCCGACUCUUCGACUCCUGCGCAACCGAUCAUGACGGCCUCCCCUCCCUCGCCGAUGGACACCGAGAACGAGCAGACGCCCACAGGGCUGAUCCCAGAACCGACGGGAUUGUCACCAACCAAGUCCGUCCACCCCAAGACCGCAGGAAAAUCCGAUCCGGUAUCCGAACCUCGACCGGGUGGUGUAAUUGGACACUCUACACGCUCCUCGAGCCGGGCACCCAGGAGAUUCAGUGGAAGCACAGCUGCGAGUACAGCUGCAAGCUCUAUCAGUGAGAUGGAAUCCAGCUCUCUCAAGCCAUGGAGGAUUGGAGUAUGUGCUUUGGAUGUCAAGGCCCGCAGCAAGCCGAGCCAGAAUAUUUUGACGCGGCUUCAAUCAAAGGGUGACUUCGAGGUGAUUGUCUUUGGAGACAAGGUGAUUCUCGACGAGGCUGUGGAAAAUUGGCCAGUGUGUGAUUUCUUGGUGGCCUUCUUCUCCGACGGAUUUCCCUUGGAUAAGGCGAUUGCGUAUGCUAAGCUGCGCAAACCGCUAUGCGUCAAUGAUCUGCCUAUGCAAAAGGUCCUGUGGGAUCGGCGGUUGUGUCUGCAAAUUCUGGAUCAUAUGGGUGUCCCCACCCCGAAGCGGUUGGAAGUCAACCGUGACGGCGGUCCAGUUCUGGAGUCGCCCGAGCUAGGCCAGCAUAUCUAUAGCCUGACCGGUGUGAAGCUUCCAGGCCCCGAAGAUGGCACUGGUGGUGGUGCCCCCAGAACCCAGAGCGUUUCCAUGUCCGAGGACGGCGAGUCGUUGAUUGUAGAUGGCAAGGUCUUUAGAAAGCCUUUUGUCGAGAAGCCAGUCAAUGGCGAAGACCACAACAUUCACAUCUACUUCCCCAAAGACUCGCAGUAUGGUGGUGGUGGAAGACGGCUCUUCCGAAAGGUUGGCAACAAGAGCUCAGAAUAUGAUCCCAAUAUGUCUGUGCCACGAUCUGUCACAGAGAGUGAUACGAGUUAUCUGUACGAGCAAUUCCUCAGAGUCGACAAUGCCGAGGAUGUCAAGGCCUAUACAGUCGGACCCGACUUCUGUCACGCAGAGACCCGCAAGUCUCCUGUCGUGGAUGGCCUUGUCCGGCGAAACACUCACGGAAAGGAGAUCCGUUAUAUCACCAAACUUGGCAAAGAAGAAGCAGCAAUUGCUUCCAAGAUUUCUAAUGGUUUUGGCCAGAGAAUUUGCGGCUUUGACAUGCUUCGCGUUGGAGAUAAAAGCUACGUCAUUGAUGUUAAUGGCUGGAGUUUCGUCAAGGACAACAACGACUAUUACGACAAGUGUGCCAACAUUCUGCGAGAUAUUUUCCUGAAUGAGAGACGCAAAUGUGAAGGACCAAUUGAUGCUUCCGAGCCCCCCUCUCCAGACAUCGGACCAUCCAGGAGGAGCACUGCUGGGUCCCAUCGCCAGGCUUUGAAGACAUUGCUGAAGUCUCCCAGUCAUUCCAGACUUUACGGCACCCAAGGGUCUCAAAAGCCUCAGGAUAACCCUCCCUCGGAGGUAUCAACUGCCACUCCAUCGGUGGCAUCUUCAUCUGGAGUCGAGAGCGCUGAUAUUGGCGCCGCUCUUAGCAAGCUAAACUCUCGCGAGGGGCACUCUGCUUCUCGUGCAUACAGUCCCUCCAAUACGAAGUCACCGGCUCUCUCAGUGCAACAUGCCAACGAUGAAGCGCUUCCUCCCCUUCCAGCUUCCAAGCACUCUUGGAAAUUGAAAGGCAUGGUCGCAGUGAUACGCCAUGCAGACCGAACUCCGAAGCAAAAGUUCAAAUUCACAUUCCACAGUCAACCUUUUGUGAACCUACUCAAGGGGCACCAGGAAGAGAUAGUGAUCAAGGGCGCGGCUGCCUUGAGCAGCGUAUCCGAUGCAGUCAAAAUAGCCAUGGAAAAGGGCCUGGAAGAUAUGGAGAAGCUGAAGCUGCUCCGCACGUCUCUGGAAAAGAAGGGCGGCUGGCCCGGGACUAAAGUUCAAAUCAAACCCAUGUUUAGAAAGCGGACUCCAGAGGAAAUGGGUGAUUCGACACCUGUUGUUUCCACCCCAGGAGCUUCCACAGGCGAAACAGUUCUUACUCCUGUGCCUGAGGAUCCUGAACAUCCGGAAACUGAAGAGCUGCGCCAGGCACGAAGCGAUUCUAUCUCUGGUGCAACCUUCUCACGCUUCUCUGCCGCCGAGAAUGACUUGAUUUUGGACAAAUUGCAGCUCGUGAUCAAGUGGGGAGGAGAGCCUACUCAUGCUGCCCGUUACCAAUCGCAGGAUCUUGGGCUGAAUAUGCGCGACGAUCUCAAGUUGUUGAACAAGGAGGCACUCAACAAUGUUCGUAUAUUUACCAGCUCGGAGCGCAGAGUGAGCACUAGUGCACAAAUUUGGGCUUGUUCAUUCUUAGACCAGAAGGACAUUCCCGAUGACUUGAUCCAGGUUCGUAAGGACUUGCUGGACGACUCUAAUGCCGCCAAGGAUGUUAUGGACAAGGUCAAGAAGAAGCUCAAAUUGCUUUUGAGGGAAGGAUCUGCGCCUUCGCAAUUUGCUUGGCCCAAGGAUAGCAACAUCCCAGAGCCUUCGGUUGUGCUGGCCACGGUAGUUGAACUAAUGAAGUUCCACCGUAGCGUGAUGCGACAUAACUUCGAGAAGUUUGCUGGUUCCCCGCAACUGACAGGGUCUACAUCGAAUGGCCUUGAUGCUGCUCAGGCAGAUGAAGUUCCAACUGAUCAACCUAAUAUUGAAGACAUUCAGGGUCGCUGGUGCGCUGGUGAAGACCCCCGACUCUUCAAGGAGCGAUGGGAGAAGCUCUUCGCAGAAUUCUGUGACACUGAAAAGGUCGACCCCAGCAAGCUUUCUGAGCUGUACGAUAGCAUGAAAUUCGACGCGCUCCACAACCGCCAAUUCCUGGAAUGGGUCUUCAUGCCUCCUGACAUGGCUGCUGAUGAAGAUGACAAGGCUAGUCUGAAGGGUAAAAGCACAAAGUCGGAAGUUGGUGAAUCCAAGCAUGCACAGCAGGAACCUGGCAGCGAAAAGCCCGAAGAGGGCCAUACAUUCGCUCAUCGCUUUGGGUUGAAGAAGCGCAGCGUGCUCGAGUCACUUCCUCAUCUCCGGGCACUGGAUGAUUCAUACGAUCACUACUUCAAGCUUUUCCCUGGCUCUAAUACUACCAAGUGCAAGAUGGACAAGCGACUUUCCAAGCUCCGGGACCUGUACAAGCUGGCCAAGGUCCUGUUUGACUACGUGACACCCCAAGAAUACGGUAUCACCGACAGUGAGAAAUUGGAGAUUGGUCUCCUUACAUCUCUUCCUCUUCUGCAAGAGAUUGUCCGAGAUCUGGAAGAAGUGCAAGCAUCCCAGGAUGCCAAGUCUUUCUUCUACUUUACCAAAGAAUCUCACAUCUACACUCUUUUGAACUGCAUCCUGGAAGGUGGAAUUCAAACCAAGAUUGCCAGGAGCGCCAUACCCGAGCUGGACUAUCUCUCCCAGAUCUGUUUCGAGCUCUACGAGGCUCGGGAUCAUGAGUCAGACUCCUACUCCUACUCCAUCCGAAUCUCCGUCAGCCCCGGUUGUCACGCAUUCGAUCCUCUUGACGUGCAACUCGACUCGAGGCACGCCAUUGGCUGCGCCCCACGACGAAGCUUAACAGCUCACCAAGACUGGAAGGAGGUGAUUGAAACAUUGAAGGCGAAGUUCAAUACGGUGGAACUUCCCAAAACUUUCAUCGCGGUCAACCUGAGUGAGAAGCAUACCGCUCAUCCCGAAGAAGACGACUCACCAGAGGCCUCGGCGGAGGUCUCUGGCCAAUGA
This is a messenger RNA of Penicillium nucicola, 3828 nucleotides long. RefSeq names its product inositol polyphosphate kinase VIP1. The record is from RefSeq and is a predicted model, not a curated record. The coding region runs from base 1 to 3828 and encodes 1275 amino acids. NCBI's taxonomy places the organism in Eukaryota, Fungi, Ascomycota, Eurotiomycetes, Eurotiales, Aspergillaceae. Gene Ontology annotation, cellular component: cytosol. Gene Ontology annotation, molecular function: 5-diphosphoinositol pentakisphosphate 1-kinase activity; diphosphoinositol pentakisphosphate kinase activity; inositol hexakisphosphate kinase activity. The transcript is spliced from 3 exons. Gene Ontology annotation, biological process: inositol phosphate biosynthetic process; inositol metabolic process.